GCCGCCGCAGCCUCAGGACCACGGCGCGCGCCCGGGAGAUGUCCGCACCGUGAAGGACCGGCACCCCGAGCCCGGAGGGGCAUGCACGCGCCCGGGGGCAACAACCAUGGUCCGGCGAGUGUGGUCAGCGCUCUGCUGCAGCCAGAAAUGGAUCCUGGUGUUCUCGCCCCUCCUCCUGCUCUCCCUCACCCUCCUCAUGAUGGCCGUCACGCCGCCGCUGCCUCUUCCUGCCUCCAGCAGGGACCGCAGGUCGUCCCGGGCCCUCAGCUCCGCCGAGGACUUUGUCAGACCCGGACCCAGGAUGGUCGAGCCCCCUCGGGCCGCCAUGGACCCCUUCCUCCACCCGCCUCUUCACAGCGGGGCCUGGAGAGGCGGCGUGGGUGGAGAAAAGCGUCACUACCCGCCGCAGCCCAAACCUUCUGGGGACGACAGAACCGGCUUCACAGGGAGAAUUCGCUCCAGCAGAUAUAAACACAACGGCAGCGCCGUGGCCUCCAGGGGGAACCAGCCCCUCCGGUCCAGAGGCCGCCGCCAGCCUCGGUUCACAGCCCCCAGCAGCGAGCCAAGGCGUAGAAUUAGUCAGAGCGACCGCAGCGCCGGGGCAAAGCCGGCGGCGCCGACGUACGUUCAUGCAGAAAGAAGCAGAUUCACAGCGGCACCGGCUCGACCAGAUGCUGGAGGCGGGCCAAAAAACAGCCAAAUACAGACCAGCACAAAGACAGGAGGACUUCAGCAGGCCUCAGGGACGCUCAGGCGAGAGAAAAGACACGCUGUGAGGGCUGAUCGGGCGGCCGAGGCCGCGACAAGCCCCACUGUGGGUCUGAAGGAGUCUCCAUCCACGCUGAAAGACGACCGCAGCUGGUGUCAGACCGUCGGGGAGCAGGACUUCCCGGACGGCGACCGCAGGAGCAUCAGGACCGGCGGGGGCCGCCUGCCCUGGCUCAGCAGGGACGACAUCCAGAAGAUGGAGCUGCUGGCCCGCGGGGAGGUGGUCAGCAAGGCCAGCGUGCCGGCGCACGGCCAGGUGCUCCAGGUGGGACUGGAUCCACCUGCAGACCCACAGAGUCCGCCGGGCGCGGCGGCUUCUCCAGGGCGCGGCGCCGCGGGCGGCCAGCCGUCCGGCCACGGCCAGCGCUGCAGGACGGGCCGCUGCUGCCUCGUCAAGCGCACCGAGGACUGGUUCGAGGUGUUCGCCUUCCACCUGGACCGCGUCCUGGGCCUGAACCGGAGCCUGCCCGCCGUGCUGCGGGCCUUCCGCGGAGACGUCCUGCCCUACCGCUACACUGGCGGCGCCCCCAGGCCGGCGCUGUGGUGGGACCCGGGCAUCCGGCACCUGGCCGACAGGGACAACGACCAGAACUCGGUGCCGCUGAGCUGGGUCCAGUACCAGCGGCUGCUGCAGGCCCACUGCGGCGGGGAGACCGCCCUGGACUCCGCCCCCUGCGUGGGCGUCCGGCACUCGGAGUGGGGACGGCUGGCUCUCUUCGACUUCUUACUACAGGUCAGCGACCGUCUGGAUCGGUACUGCUGCGGCUUCACGCCCGACCCGGCAGAACUCUGCGUGGAGAACCUGCUGCACGCCAAGUGUGGCAGCAGCAAGGACCUGCUGCUGGUUCACAUCCUGGUGAGGACGGCGGACCCCUCCAGGCUGGUGUUCAUAGACAACGCCGGCAGACCGCAGCAGUCCGCCGACAACCUCAACUUCAGGCUGAUCGAGGGCAUCGACGAGUUCCCGGAGACAGCAGCGUCGGUGCUGCGCUCCGGCUGUCUGGAGAGGCUUCUCCUGCGCUCCCUGUACACCGACCGGGAGUUCUGGGAGAGCCGGGGCGGCGCCGCCGGCCUCCGGCCUCUGGUCCGCACGGUGCAGCAGCGAGGGGACGUCCUCCUCCGGCACAUCCAGGACCGGAAGCUCCGCCUCCGCAGCGACCUCUGAACCGGCGGGCCGCCGUCUCCUCAGUGAUCAGAUGAAUCGUUCAUCUCAAUCAGAGACUGAGGGAACAGGAAGCUGCAGACGCGGGACGAGCCUGACCAACCUCCGGUCUGAUACCAAGACUCAUCGCCAUGGCGACCGUUACGAAACCGUUCCAGAAAAGACAUUUGACUCUGGUUAUCCAACAGCAAUGAUUUCAGGUGAAGCCGGAGAACUCUGGUUGUAUUUCGGGUGUCCGUUUCCAUGACAACGGUGCUUGGAGCCUCUGAAACGGCUCCUGCUGUAGGUAACAGUUCUGCAGCUCGUCACUGAUGAGCUCUGGACGUCGACGGAUAUCCAGCAAUGUAACGCCCUCCUUUGAAAACAGAAGGAAGUGUUUCCCCGGUGUGAACACAGAGCGCUCCAGCGGCUCUCCGGAACAUUUCAGUGUCACAUUUUCCACAGCGUCUUCAAAUCCGGCCUGAACUUUAAUGAUCUGAGAUUAAUUAAUCCUGUUAGCCCUGAACUGACCAAUAAAGAGUUAAUAACGCCGUCGUUUCACGCUGGUGCUGAAAUAUUUCAGGUGUCCUAUAAGGCUUUAUUGUUGGUGCUUGCUGUUUUUUCAAAUGAUAAUGCUGACCCUAGUUUGGGUUCAUAGGUCUGAUUCAUUAAAUUUCCUGCUCGGGCACAUAAAUGGCAGUUUCAGUUUGAGAAUAUUUUGUGUUAUCAACAGAGAAUCUAACAUUCAGACAAAUGAAAUGAAGGUUUAUGUGUUUAUUGCUGUUUCUGCUGGAAACUGAAAAAAUCAAGAAUAUUUUGUAUCUCUCAUUUCAGGCAGUAAAACCUAUGACGAUUCAUUUCACACAGAUUUUGAUCCUUUAUUUCUUGAAACUUGGAUGAUUGAGGCUCGCAGACGAUGAAAACCUGAAACUGACCGUCGCCUAGAAUGUAAUUAUUA
Salarias fasciatus (jewelled blenny) is the source of this 2867-nucleotide messenger RNA. RefSeq names its product Golgi-associated kinase 1A-like. Lineage: Eukaryota; Metazoa; Chordata; Actinopteri; Blenniiformes; Blenniidae. The transcript is spliced from 6 exons. The record is from RefSeq and is a predicted model, not a curated record. Bases 107 to 1933 code for a protein of 608 amino acids. Gene Ontology annotation, cellular component: Golgi apparatus.